UUCCAUGUUUCUUGCCGACUGGUUUUCUACGUACACAUGGUGCACAUGUGAAUGAAGAAAGUCAGAUAGAGAUCAAAACUGCAAGGCAGCCAGUGAGCCCUGUGUAAUGUUAUAACCUAUGAUUAUUAUUAUAUAUCAAUUAUCAGUGUAUAGUCCCUAACAAUGGCAAGAGUGCUGAAAAUCCUGCAGACCCUGAGGAAUCACUGGAAGAAGUCUGUGUUCGGGGUCUGUGUUGUAUCCUACGGGGGGCAUUGGCUGUAUGGGAAACACUGUGAUAAUUUAUUGCGGAGAGCAGCAUGCCAGGAAGCUUUGAAAUUUGGACAGGAGCUGAUCCCAGCGAAUGUGCAGCUUAAAAAAGCCACCGUCAUUCUCAACCCCGCAGCCUGCAGUAGGAAAGCGAGCACCCUUUUUGAGAAAAAUGCAGCCCCCAUCUUACACUUGGCAGGCAUUGAGGUGACACUAGUUAAGACGGACUAUGAAGGCCAGGCAAAGAAGCUGCUGGAUCUGAUGGAGCAGACCGAUCUUAUCAUUGUGGCUGGAGGGGACGGGACCCUGCAGGAGGUUAUCACUGGUCUGCUGCGACGAGCAGAUGCGGCUACCUUCAGUAAAAUUCCCAUUGGUUUCAUCCCCCUGGGAACCAACAACACUCUGAAUCACACUCUGUACCCAGACAGUGACAACAAAGUCAAGCACAUCACUGACGCUACCCUAUCCAUCCUGAAGGGGGACACUAUCCCCCUAGAUGUGCUGCAGAUAAAGGGAGAGACAGAGCAGCCAGUGUUUGCCUUGACCUGUUUGCAGUGGGGAGCGUACAGAGAUGUAGCUGCCAAUAUUAGCAAAUAUUGGUACCUUGGGCCUUUAAAAACAAAGGCAGCUCACUUUUUCAGUACUUUGAAGGAGUGGCCACAGAGUCAUCAGGUGUCUCUGAGGUACCUGGGCCCCACAGCACGGCCCCCCGACGAGACCAAGGAACCCUCCCGCCCGCAACUCCUCACCCGCAUAUUCCACAGGCUGGCGCUUUACUGGUCUCCUCCCAAAGAGGAGCCUCCAAAAGAGACAGAACCAGAGUCUUGGCAAGAGAUGGAGCUGUCAGCAGUGGAAAUGUCAAUCUGCACUCACAACAGAAACCCUGAUCUCCAACGCACAGAAGAUGCCCUGACAAUUUGUGUAGAACCAGACACACUAAGUAAAGGGGACUUCAUCGCCAUGGGGAGCACAAAGCUGACAAACGCGUCCAUCUGUCCGGAGAGUGGGGUCUGUGUGCAGGCCAGUAGCUGCCAACUCAAUCUGCCAAAGGAUGGCGCUGGUUUCUACAGCAUUGACAAUGAGGAAUACGAGGCCAUGCCUGUCGAGGUCACAUUGUUGCCACGGAAACUCAACUUUUUCUGCGAUUCUGCCCGUAAGCAUGACUUGCUGAACUAGGCACAAGGCAUGAAAGGAAAGGAAAUUGGAAGUGUCUGAAACUGCAGACUUGAUCACAUGCUUCAAGACAUGCUGAAGGUACUGAGAUUCAGAUGCAGUGGCUGAAAUAAGAAGUGUUACUGUACCCGGCUUAUGUUUUUUCCCACUGGAAAAAUUAGAAUGUCCAGUUUGCUUGCAGGGGGAUGGGCUUCAUAUUUUGAAUAAAAUUAGUUCUAUAUGAGCCAGUCAUACUUAAGACUCAGUUGAUUUCUCUGUGUCUGAGAGCCUUACUGGUUCUCAUUUAAGGAUCUGUAAACGAUGGAUCCCUGUCCGCUGAGGCUGUAACAGUGUAACAGAAAACGUCUAGUUUCAGACUCUGAUCACUAAUUGUGGAUUAUUUUAUCUAAAAUCAUUAAUUAAUCAGUGACUGUGAAACCAGCUGUAAAGGUUUAAACUAGCAUACACAACUUCAAUGACAAUUUUAAAUUUAUGAUGCCUUCUUUAUAUUUUACUUUUGUAUUUAAUUCUGUGGUUUUUCACACUAAUCAAUUAUAGUGGUUUACAGUGCACCAAGACUAUAACUGAGAGAACUUUUUGCUGAAUGCAAGGUCCUCAUGAAACAGGUCAUUUUGUUUAAACGCUUAAGAUUUUUGCUUUCGUUUUACUGCCUUACAGCCUUCAGAUUCCCUCAAAAGAAAUUUAGACUCGCCCAAGAAUUUUGCCUGAAUAUUGAAUAUUAAGAUUUUUUAUUUUUUUUCUGUGUAACCUAAUUUACUUCUUUGUAUCGUAAUUGAAACAAUAUAUUACCAUGGAAAACUAUUGACCAGAAGUCAUCAUUUACAUGUCUUAUUUUGUAAAGGAAAUAUCAUGCAUUGUAAGAUGAUAUACUGUAUUUUGUAUUCAAAAUGUAUGUCAUCAUCCAGCAAGUAUUAGGACUGAUGAAUAAAUCCUGAAUAUCUCGGUAUCCCUGAAUAGAUUUUUAUUUUGUGGUACCAGUAAUUCCUGCCAGGUGAGUGUCUCGGUGUGACACAGCAGUGUGGUGUGCAGGGUGAGUCGUAUUGUACAGUCGCCUUGCAACUAUUGUACUGGGCCCCCUACUGGACAAAUGCCUGGUGAACUCAGACAGACACCUGCAGGGCUGGCAGUUCCACUCUAGGAGCCGAUAUGCACUGUCAAGCUCCUGGAUAUAAAGCUUUGGCUUGCCAAUGGGAUCGGAGGUUGCCCGCUGACCUUCAGGUCUGAGCUGUUGUAGGGAGUUGAUGUGUUGAGGGAACAUAAUUGGACAUUCUAAAUUGGGGGGGGGUGAACAUUUUAAAACAUAAUGAACAUAAAAGAUGCCUGCCAGAAAGAAAAAUGUCUACUGCAGCCUUAAAAAUAAAACGAAACACACCAGCUUUUAGUAUUAAGAAAAAAAAAUUCACAGCUUGGAUUUAUUUACAUAACUGAAUGAAACAGGUUUGUCUAUUCACUUGAACUUUAUGAAACUCAUCAGCAGAUCAUUGUUUUUUUAUCCUUUUAUCUGCUUUAAAUAUUAAGUUUUGGUGAAUUGCCCCCAUCUCAUAUACCAUGAUAUAUUUCUGUCACAGUUCCAUUCACUCACAUACAGUAUUACUAUGGAAAUACAUGAAUAUAAAAACCUACUGGUACACUUUGGUUAAUUUGUUUUUAGUAGGAUGUUUAUUAAAAGUGAAGCAGUCACAUAACCUUUAGGCUAGAAAAUUAUUAUUUUAAAGUGUACAGACAGUUAUGCUUUGUAAUUUAGCUUAACAGCAAAGAUUAAUUGGACUGACAAAAUAUGAGUACACAAAUGUUUUUUCUUUAAUUAAAGUACUUAUUAAUUAUUUUGUGUUUCAGAUUAAUUCCUACUUUCAUCUUGAUUCAUCCAAUAUUAGAACUAGGUAUUACUAGACGCGAGUGAAAAAGGUCUUUAUUGCAGGCACUGGCUACAGCAUAUAGGGACUUAUAACCUUUUGAAAUAAUUCAGCAUUUUU
Polyodon spathula (Mississippi paddlefish) is the source of this 3392-nucleotide messenger RNA. It is a transcript of the gene agk, whose product is annotated as acylglycerol kinase. Gene Ontology annotation, biological process: ceramide biosynthetic process; protein insertion into mitochondrial inner membrane. The record is from RefSeq and is a predicted model, not a curated record. The transcript is spliced from 15 exons. Gene Ontology annotation, molecular function: ceramide kinase activity; acylglycerol kinase activity; ATP-dependent diacylglycerol kinase activity. Gene Ontology annotation, cellular component: mitochondrion; TIM22 mitochondrial import inner membrane insertion complex. Bases 163 to 1422 code for a protein of 419 amino acids. NCBI's taxonomy places the organism in Eukaryota, Metazoa, Chordata, Actinopteri, Acipenseriformes, Polyodontidae.